Messenger RNA from Momordica charantia (bitter melon), 937 nucleotides. RefSeq names its product Late embryogenesis abundant (LEA) hydroxyproline-rich glycoprotein family. The record is from RefSeq and is a predicted model, not a curated record. Lineage: Eukaryota; Viridiplantae; Streptophyta; Magnoliopsida; Cucurbitales; Cucurbitaceae.
GCAUUUUCUCCAUCUACCUGCCUCCUACUCCAAUUAAUUUUGUUUAGUUGAGGGUUACAACUUACAACUUCAAAUUCCCAAUGGGACCAUAAAAUUCGAAUCUCUCUCUAAACAAGCCAAGAACAAAUCCAUCACCGCCAUGGAAAUCGCCUCCUCCGCAACCAAGGAUCUCAAAUCCACCACCGCCGCCGCCCGCUCCCGGAGACGCCGCAACAUCUGCAUCGGAGCCUCCCUCGGUGCGCUCCUCCUCCUCGUCAUUCUAAUCCUCAUUCUGGCCUUCACGGUGUUCAAGGCCAGGCGCCCGAUCACCGCCAUCAACUCCGUCGCCCUAGCGGAUCUCGCCGUCUCGCUCGACAUAGCCCGAGUCGCCGUCGACAUCAACGUCACUCUGAUCGCCGCCGUCGCCGUUACGAACCCUAACAAGGUCGGUUUCAGCUACUCGAACAGCACCGCGCUGCUCAACUACAGAGGCGAGCUGGUCGGGGAGGCGCCGAUUCCCGCCGGCCGGAUCGACGCGGAUCAGAGCAAGGACAUGAACAUCACGCUCACGAUCAUGGCGGACCGGCUGCUGAGUAAGUCGGCGGCGGUGUUCUCCGACGUGGUCGCCGGAUCGAUGCCGUUGAACACGUACACGAGAAUUUCAGGGAGGGUGAAGAUAUUGGGGAUUUUCAAGAUUCACGUCGUUUCGACCACGUCCUGUGAUUUGACAAUCGACAUAUCGAGCAGAAAAAUUGGAGAUCAGCAGUGUAAUUAUCAUACUAAGAUCUAAUUAACCUUCUUCUUCUUCUUCUUCUUCUUCUUCUUCUUGUUUCCUAAUUUAUAAACAUAAUUUUAGGCCGAUUUUUAGGGCUUUUUUUUUACACUGUUCUGAUUGAUUGCUUAUGUUUUGUUACUAUUUCUGAAGUGCUUUUCCUCUGUGACUGAUUUUUUUCUUAUA